Cuscuta epithymum is the source of this 1064-nucleotide messenger RNA. The record is from the annotation of a GenBank genome assembly. Lineage: Eukaryota; Viridiplantae; Streptophyta; Magnoliopsida; Solanales; Convolvulaceae.
GAAGAGAUGAGCUUUACCUCAAGUAUAGAUGGCAACCUACUAAUUGUGAUCUUCAAAGAUGGGUUUAGGUUUGAUGGGGAAGCCUUUCUGCGAAAGUUUAGAGGGAAAAAGAUAAUGUUUGUGGGAGACUCACUUGGAAGCAACCAGUGGCAGUCCCUGGCCUGCAUUCUUCUCACUGCAGCCCCCAAUUCUAACUACACCGUCAGCAGAAAAGUCAACCGUUCCCAUCUUUCGUUCUCGGACUAUGAGAUGGAUGUUAUAUUCUUGAAAAAUGGAUUUCUGGUGGACCUAGUCAACGAGGAAGCAGGCCGAGUUCUUAAGCUAGAUUCCCUAAAUAAGAGUAAACAGUGGGAAGGAGUUGAUUUCUUGAUCUUCAAUACCUAUCAUUGGUGGAUGCAUACUGGACAUCUCAAAAGAUGGGACUACUUCCAGGUUGGUGAAAAGCUCUACCAUGAAAUGGAUCGUAUGGAUGCCUAUAGAAUUGCUUUGACUACUUGGGCUAAUUGGGUUGAAUCCAACAUUGAUCCCUCCAGGACUAGAGUGUUCUUUCAAGGAAUUACAGCAGUCCAUGUUAAUGGUAGUGAAUGGGACGAACCGAAAGUGAAAAACUGCAAGGGGCAGAGGAAGCCAAUAGAGGGAUCAAGUUUUCCAGGUAGGAGAUAUGCAGGAGAGGCUGUGGUGAAAGAGGUGUUGGGUAACAUGACAAACACAGUACAUUUGCUAGAUAUAACAUUGAUGACUCAGUUGAGGAAAGAUGGGCAUCCAUCCAUUUAUGCAGGAGUAGGUGUGGACUGUAGCCACUGGUGUGUACCUGGUGUUCCUGAUGCUUGGAACCAAAUACUUUACUCUCUUUUGAUGAAAAAAUAGUUUCUUGGCUUUGUCAACAAAAAAGAAUCAGUUUCUUAGGGUAGCAUCAUAGGCCGGGUCACCCACCCGUGCAAAAUAUAACAUCUUUUUUUUAAUUUACGAGUCAAAUGUUACAAAUGAAUACAAUGGUGAGAUUAUUUUGGAUUAUUCAGUAAUUUGUAACUGUAUCUUAUUAUAAAUAGAAGUGCCAAGUAUAC